This is a messenger RNA of Clunio marinus, 636 nucleotides long. The record is from the annotation of a GenBank genome assembly. Lineage: Eukaryota; Metazoa; Arthropoda; Insecta; Diptera; Chironomidae.
AUGUUGCGUAAUCCAGCUGGAGAGAGGAACAAGGAGGCAAUUCUUGAAGUGUUAAAAAAAUACAUUAUUGUAAAUACAAACACAACAUUAUUGGAAAUUUCAUCAGGUACCGGAUUACAUUCAUCAUUCUUAGCGAAAUAUUUUCCCAUGACAACUUUUCAACCUUCUGAAUACGAAAAGGAAAUGUUCAAAAGUAUUGUUGAAUAUAAAAGACAUUACGGAGUGGAAAAUGUAUUUGAACCAGUUUACGUAGAUAUCUCGAAAGAUCUUGAGAAUUGGGAUGCGAAAUUUAAUGGAGAUUAUUUGAGAGAUUGUCGGGAAUCUUUUGAUUACAUGUUGAAUAUUAACAUGAUGCACAUUAGUCCAUUCGAAUGUUCUAUUGGUUUAUUCUCGAAUUCCUCGAAACUUUUGAAGAAAGAUGGAAUUCUCUUCACUUAUGGACCUUACGCUGUUGACGGUGUUCUCACGCCUGAAAGCAACAUUUCAUUUGACCAAAGUUUAAAAUCUCGAAAUCCUUCUUGGGGCAUUCGUGACAUCGCAGAACUCAAGAAAAUUGCAAUCAAAUUCUCCAUCAUGCUCAUCGCUUCCUAUGACCUCCCAGCUAAUAACAAGCUAUUAGUUUGGAAACGGAACUAA